AUGUCUGAGAAACACCUUUCAGCAUCAUACACCAACACUCCUCCCUCACCCAGACGGAAACCUACUCGAGCCCAAAGUACACGGACAAGCAACGGGACCGUCAGCACAAACAUGAGUUACGGCAGCAGUGGACGAGUGUCAGAGGCCACUAAUAUUACGCUACCCCCUUCUUAUUCCAAGAAAUUCGUCGUUGUAGGCGAUGGUGGCUGUGGCAAGACUUGCUUGUUGAUCAGCUAUGCUCAAGGUUAUUUUCCAGAGAAAUAUGUCCCCACAGUAUUUGAGAACUACAUCACACAGACAACUCACAAGCAGACUGGUAAAACUGUCGAGUUGGCUCUGUGGGACACAGCUGGACAAGAAGAAUACGACCGCCUGAGGCCGCUCUCAUACCCUGAAACUGAUUUGUUGUUCGUCUGUUUCGCCAUCGACUGCCCAAAUUCUCUCGAGAAUGUUAUGGACAAGUGGUACCCUGAAGUUCUUCACUUCUGCCCUACGACUCCUCUGAUCCUCGUGGGCUUGAAAUCAGAUCUCCGCAACAAGAGAACAUGCAUCGAACUUCUGCGAACCCAAGGACUGACUCCAGUCACGCCGGAACAAGGCCAAACCGUUGCCAAACAAAUGGGCGCGUCGUACAUUGAGUGCAGCGCAAAAGAAUCAAAGGGCAUUCAGGAAGUUUUCGACCAGGCCAUCAACACAGCCAUUCAGGCCGAAGAAGACAGUUAUGAAGUCAGUCCCACCACAAAGGGUGUCAAGGUCAAGAAAGUCAAGAAGAGGAGGUGUGCAAUCUUGUGA
Molecule: messenger RNA, 792 nt
Organism: Exophiala bonariae
Lineage: Eukaryota; Fungi; Ascomycota; Eurotiomycetes; Chaetothyriales; Herpotrichiellaceae
Exons: 3
Coding region: 1-792 (263 amino acids)
Biological process (GO): small GTPase-mediated signal transduction
Cellular component (GO): cytosol
Molecular function (GO): GTP binding; protein kinase binding; GTPase activity
Source: RefSeq, a predicted model, not a curated record